Molecule: messenger RNA, 2442 nt
Organism: Mesorhabditis belari
Lineage: Eukaryota; Metazoa; Nematoda; Chromadorea; Rhabditida; Rhabditidae
Source: the annotation of a GenBank genome assembly
AUGGGUCCACGCGGCAGUGGAGCGAUGAGGGGCAGAAAUGGCCCUUUUCGUGGACCGAGACAAAGGUCUUUCAACAAUGAUGCACAAUAUGGAUAUGCGCUUGAAGAGCCGAAGAAAGAGGCACCGCCAAAUAAGAAAACCAAAUUCGCGGAGAGCGAAGACGAGGAGGAAGAUGUGAAGCCCAAUUCCCCGAACAAGGCCGUAGGGGGUGAUGAGGAUGGGAAACUCGCGAAUCGCCGUAAAUUCGAGAAUUCUCAUCGAAAACCGUGGAGACUCAUCGUGAGAAAUCUUAACUUCAACACAAAAGUAGCCGAUUUGCAAAAUGCAGCUUCGAAGUUUGGCCCGUUCACCGAGAUUGUACUGCCAAAGUGCAAGGACGAGAGAUAUCCCAACUCUUGUGCGGGUUUUGCCUUCAUUCAGUUCAAAGACCGAGAAACGGCAACGAAAUUUAAAGAGCACUACAAUCAAAAUCCGCUCAACAAUCGACCGAUUGCCGUGGAUUUCGCGCUGGAUAAGGACACUUAUGCGACUUCAACUUUUGAAGAACGAAAGAACAUGAAGACGAAGGUGAAAGAUGAAGAAAAUGAAGAUCAGAGGAAAAAUGUGAAAAAACAGGAGAAGAGUGAACCCGUCGAUGAAGAAGAAUCGGAUGAAACGAUUGAGGAAAGCGAAGAUGAAGAUGAGUCGAUGGAUGAUGAAGAUGAAGACGAGGGAAAAAGUGAUGAAGAGUCGCCGAAGAAAGGAACAUUUCCGAAGAAACCCCGAAAAGAGGACACAGCUAUUGCCGAAGGGCGAGUGCUGUUUGUGAGAAACCUCUCUUUUGACACGGUUGAGGAAUCACUGGAAAAGGAGAUGGUGAAAUUCGGAGAGGUGAAGCUGGUGAUCAUCUGCAAAUUCGCUGACUCGGGUCACUCAAAGGGAACGGCUUUUGUCCAUUUUUCGGCAAAAGAAGAAGCGGACAAAUGCUUGCGCGCAUUGAUGGGUGGAACGAUUACGAUUGAUGGACGGACGCUCGGCGGAUUUGUGGCGAUACCGCGGGGAGAUGCGCAGAAGAUUGAGAAAGAACAUCUGACAAAGGCACCAAAAGACAAAAGGAAUUUGCACCUCCUGCGUGCUGGAUGGAUUCGUGAGGGCACCUCGGCGGCAGCUGGAAUGAGUGAAAAAGAUGCGCAAAAACGGGUGCAACUUACUGCGGCCGCCAAGAAGAAACUCGAGAAUUUGCAUCAUUUCGUAUCGCCGACUCGCCUCGUUGUGCACAAUUUACCCAUGCAUGUCGAUGAUAAAGGACUCAAGAAAUUAUGCCAAAAUGCAGCCGGUCGAGUGGAGGCGAUGGUUAUCGAGUGUCGCAUUUGGAGGGAUAUGGGCAAAUUGGACUCAAAUGGGAAACCGAAAUCUCGAGGGUUUGGCUUUGUGGCCUUUAGUGAACACGUCGAUGCGUUGGCUUGUUUGAAUAAACUCAACAACAACCCAAAAAUCUUCACAAAUGACCGACGCCCAAUUGUCGAGUUCUCGAUUGAAAAUUUGGAGGCGGUGAAGAUCAAGGAACGCAGAAAGUUGAAGUCCGACUUGGGCAGGAAAGUCAACGAGAAAGAGCUACAGGCUCAUAUCAAGACACAGGUUGAUCAGUCGAAGAAGGCGUUUAGCAAAGGCGGUCAGAAGCCAAUUCCGAAAUUCUUGGGACCAAAAAUGCGACAUCGGGAUCAGACGAAGAAAGGCGCGACAAAGAAAUCGGCUGGAAAGAAGAAAAAGAAAGAGCCAACCGUUGGGGGCGGAGAUUCGGCAGUGAAGAGGGCAAAGAAAAAGACAAACAAGAAAGAGGUCACAAAGUAUUUAGCGUUCGACGUGCAAAUCGUAGUAAACGGAAUGCUCCAGGUUGGGAAUAUCAUUCGAAAUGCAGUCUUCCGAGGUCUUCACGUCUCCGCAUCCACAUCGCAAAUGUCGCAACAUUUCUACGAUUUUCAAGUCAAGGAUUCGCAGGGAAAUCCGGUGAAGCUUGGCGAUAAGUACAGAGGCAAGGUGGUCAUCGUGGUGAAUGUCGCUUCCGAAUGUGGGCUGACCAAUGCGAACUACACUCAACUCAAAGAGGCGCUCGACAAGUAUCACAAUCAAGGACUUGAAGUUGCCGCUUUCCCUUGCAAUCAAUUUGGAGGACAGGAACCAAAAUGCGAGCUCGACAUCAAGAAUUUCGUCGCCAACAAGUUUGCGUUUGAGCCAGAUCUCUUUGGCAAAGUGAACGUCAAUGGAAACGACGCUGAUCCAUUGUGGAAAUUCUUGAAGAAGGAACAGGGUGGUACUCUCAUUGAUGCUAUCAAAUGGAACUUCACGAAAUUCCUUGUGGAUCGUGAGGGAAAUAUCAUCAAGCGUUAUGCCCCCACUCACGAGCCAAAGGAUAUGGUCAAGGAUAUCGAGAAGGCCCUCUCAACUCCCGCGGGAACAAAGCUU